Cuscuta campestris is the source of this 1321-nucleotide messenger RNA. The record is from the annotation of a GenBank genome assembly. Lineage: Eukaryota; Viridiplantae; Streptophyta; Magnoliopsida; Solanales; Convolvulaceae.
AGUCAGGCUGCGAGUGAAAGCACUCCUGCCAUCCCAUUGAUGAUGUCAAGCAUGGGGACGACCUUUGCUCCAAUCACCACUGUAGGAUCGAUUGGCAUGAUCCCAAUCAUGUCAACCCCUACUCCUACGCCAACGACAACAAUGUUCCCAGGCUCGAUAACAACGCCUGGUGGAGCAUUCACACCAUACCCGUCAGCUUGGGCUCAGUUUGCUGCUGACCCGGCAAAUGCUCAGGCUCUACAGGGCUAUCAACAGGUGAUGGACAUGAUGCAACAGGCAGGUGGCUUCAUGCCAUUUGCCUAUCCCGGCAUGACGCCACCAAUCAUGCCACCUCCGGUGUCGACCCCGUCGACAUUUAUCCCUAGGAUGGUCCCUAUACAUCCGGUGAAUUUGACGGGGACUUUGAAUGAAGCAGCGCCCUCAAAUGUCCAUGAAAUCAAUGAGGCGGAGCAGGAAACGGCCCGCAGGAGGAAGGGUAAGGCUAUAGCCAAACCCAGCAAGACUCGAGAUUCGGCGUUCAAACGCCUAGGGGACAAAGAGGAUGGACCCCGCAAGUCUGCCAAGCUACGUCUUGGUCCUGAGAUGGGCCGGACUAGCGCAAUGGAAAGACUUGGCGGGAGUCGUCACGCCCAAUCUCAUCGUUCUAGGGAAUCUGAGACGAUUCACCAAGACGAGGAGGAAGCAGAAAGCCAGCCAAGGGCGUCGGCAUAUACCAGACUCUCAUACGAUGAGGAUGACCAUGACAAGAUAGGGAGCGUAGCAAGGAAACUACAUGCCCUGGAGGAAAAGGUGGAAGAGAAGGCGGGAGCGAAAAAGCACACCUUGGCUAAAUCUCCCUUUUCGGCCAGGGUACAUGCGCAGAGGUUGAGGCGGAAGAUUAAGCUGGACGUGGAGAAAUUCACAGGAAAGGAGGAUCCAAACGUCCACCUUGACACCUUCCACAAUGCAGCACAGAUGGCCGGGUGCACUGAUGCUGAGGAAUGCCUACUCUUAUUCUCAUCAUUGAGAGGGAGGCCAGUGGAAUGGUUUAACGGUCUUCCCCAUGGCAGGAUCGGGUCCUUUGAGAAACUUGCCGAAGUUUUCCGCAAAAAGUACUAGGACAAUUGCAUCAAGAGGAAGAAGUUCACCUACCUUAACACGGUAGGGCAGAAGGAGAAGGAGUCCUUGACUCAAUUCUUGACCCGUUGGAGGGAUGAGGUCGACAAGGUAUCGGCCAGCAUAUUCAGGCUGCAUCAGUACUCCAUCUUACCAUUCAAUUCGUUCGGCCUGCGAUUCAUUCAGAUGUCAAGCAAAGAUAACACAAGAAAAGAUGGUAAAUCUU